AUGUCCUCACAUUCAGAUAACAUCGACCCUCCAUCAUCAUCACAGUUUGUGCCUCCAGCGUCUGCACAACCCUACCGCUCCAUUUUUGGCGGUCCUAGCAGUGAUGCGGGUCCACCACUUUCAUCACCCCAGCCGGGACCAUCUCGAAGGUCAAUUUUCGGAGGUCCUAGAAGCAGCAGUCAUUUUGGGCCACGACUGGACCCCAUGAGCGAGGGACCAGAGGAUGAUGACUUUGAAGCAUUCUUGCGAGACCGGCCCUUGGAGGCUGAUUAUAACUCUGAAGGAGAAAGCUUUCAAGGAAGUUCUGAUGGCGAGGAUGGGCUAGGACUCGAGUCUGAACCAGACUUGCCACAAAAGAAGCCACUGUCUCGCACAAGCUCUUAUUCACCUAGCAAGUCGGUGUCACUGCCACCGCCGCCAACCACCUAUGUUCUUGACCGCGGCCUAGACCUCCCGCCCGGUGUCCCGCGUCCGAACCGAUGGACCGGUCCUCCUAGGACGUACAGACAGCUCAUCUCAGAUGAGAAGGGCGCGUAUGAUGCUAUAUUAGCGAAUCGAUCAAUGGACCUUGCAGCUCACCUCUAUGAUUCCUUCGUGCUUCGCAAUCAAAAUCAAAAAGCCGGGGAAGUGUUAGGACCCGAAGACGAAAGCGAGGACCCAGCAGCCGUGAAAAAGGUCUGGGUUGGAUGGCCGAUGCUUGCGAAUAAUGUUCCUCGUUCUGACGAGUAUAUCCGGCGACAACUAGAUGACCCAGACACCUACCGAAUGGCGCCUGAUCCACGUCCAAGUGCAGACCUCGAAGAAUCUAUUAUCGCCAGCAUGCUGAAGACCGCGAAGGAAAAUUUCAUGGCGAGCCAAUGGGAUGAAGAGGAGGUUAGAACUCAUCGCGCUCCUCGACUGCCGGAAGAAGAAGAUUACAAGAUGGACACCGAAGACGAAAUGAAGCACUACGAGUCCGCAUACGGUAGUGGCAUUGACCAAGAACCACUUCGCCCGGUAUUCCAAGCCGACGACGACACAUCCAGACGGCAAUUACGACCGCUAUCUCGAAAUGUUAUUUCACAUCUUGAUCGAGUCUUGAUGGGUCUACACCAUGCUAUGCAGGGCCGAACCCGCGAUCAGCAACACACAGACGGCGAAUUCGGUUCAGACGACGAGGACGAAGCAUCACGAUCACACUCGCGUCACGGCAGCUGUCAAAAAGGCAAAAAGUCCAGCCGCGCAUCAAGCGUCCACAACAAACGCCGCCGGCGCAGCCAACAUUCAUCCGAUGAGGACGAAACAACAACUCGAGGUCCCGAUAAAAAGUCAAUGGCCAACCACUAUGUUUUCCAACGAGGCGAGCAACGCGACUGGAGCGAAGUAAUGGGCAUCGCAGCUAUGACCGGACUUCCCUCAGAUGCAGUAAUGCGCGCAUCAAAACGAUGCGCCGAUCUAUUCGGGCAAGACAUGACCUUCCGACGAUUCCACGAGGGACGCAUGCACAAGACCGAGGCGCUGGACCAUGGGGAAUCGCGCACAGAGUACAUUGAAAGCGACACGGAGGGCGAGAAUGUACCUGCGCCGUAUCCGAAGAGAUCUCGAAAGAAGAAACGGGGUCACGGCCGUGAUGAUGGUUCUGAUCAGGGUCCUUCGGUGGCGCUUAAACUCAAGGGUAAGGGUACGCAUCGCCGAGCGGAUAUUGUUUGUCCGAUUGCUACGUGUCCCCGACAUACGGAUGGGUUUUCGCGGACUUGGAAUUUGACGCUGCAUUUGCGAAAGGCUCAUGGGCGAGAGAGGGAGAGGACUGAUGGUUCGCAGCAGAGGGGAGCUGCUAUUCAGAUUGAUUGA
Messenger RNA from Penicillium waksmanii, 1830 nucleotides. RefSeq lists its product as uncharacterized. The transcript has a single exon. Bases 1 to 1830 code for a protein of 609 amino acids. The record is from RefSeq and is a predicted model, not a curated record. NCBI's taxonomy places the organism in Eukaryota, Fungi, Ascomycota, Eurotiomycetes, Eurotiales, Aspergillaceae.